AUGGCGCGACGGUUGACGCUCCUGGUGACGUCCUGGGACGGGACCGCGCGGCGGUACGCGUGCCGCGCGCGCGAGAUCGGGGACGUGAAAUCGUUGAACUCGAUCGAUUUGGGCGCGCCCGCGCUGUGCGGGACGUUCGUCGGGACGGAUGAGGACGCGGCGUGCGUGGGAUGCCUCGACGGGUCGGUGCGCCUCGUCGAUUUUAAAACUGGCGCGUUUCGCGUCGUCGGCGCGCACGACGACGGCGCGGUGUCGGCGGUGGAGUACGAUGAUGCGACGAAGAAAUUGUUUACGUUUGGCUGGGAUCGAACGAUUAGGGCGUGGGAUUUGACGAAGGACGAGCGAGGGCGCGCGGUGUCGACGACGAAGACGGCUGGGAAGUGCUACGCGGCGGAUUUGAGAGACGGUAAGAUUUUCGUGGCGACGAGCGAUGGGCAAGUUUUGGCACGUUCGAGCAUGCGGUUUCAAACGCGCGCCAUCGCAGCAAAUAUCCGAGGCGAUGGAUUCGUGGCCGCGAGCGUCGAGGGACGCGUAGCGGUGGAGUUCAUACGCGAUGAAGAGAACGACAAGCGAAAAUAUGCGUUCAAGUGUCAUCGCAAAACCGAUGACGCGAGCGUGGGUGAGAUUGUUUAUCCCGUCCACGCGGUGGCGUUUCAUCCCGUCCACGGCACAUUCGCCACGGGCGGCGGCGACGGUUACGUCAAUUUUUGGGAUGGCGACGCUAAAAAGCGACUUUUUCAGUCGCCCCGCUACCCCACCUCCAUCUCAGCGCUCGCUUUCAGUCCUUGUGGGUCCUUGCUCGCCAUCGCGUCUUCGUACGCGCACGAAGAGCGAGAGAACAACAAGCCCGAAGACCGCGUCUUCCUUCGCGAGACGCGCGCCGAGGAAGUCACCCCGAAAUCGGCCAAGACAUCCUAGACAAACGACCGACCGAACGAACGCGCGCGCGU
Molecule: messenger RNA, 950 nt
Organism: Ostreococcus lucimarinus CCE9901
Lineage: Eukaryota; Viridiplantae; Chlorophyta; Mamiellophyceae; Mamiellales; Bathycoccaceae
Exons: 2
Coding region: 1-918 (305 amino acids)
Biological process (GO): mitotic spindle assembly checkpoint signaling
Cellular component (GO): mitotic checkpoint complex; bub1-bub3 complex; kinetochore
Molecular function (GO): ubiquitin binding
Source: RefSeq, a predicted model, not a curated record